Molecule: messenger RNA, 843 nt
Organism: Adelges cooleyi (spruce gall adelgid)
Lineage: Eukaryota; Metazoa; Arthropoda; Insecta; Hemiptera; Adelgidae
Exons: 5
Coding region: 226-747 (173 amino acids)
Molecular function (GO): calcium ion binding
Source: RefSeq, a predicted model, not a curated record
GUCAACGAGACGGUACAAUAGUUACAAACUUGACACCGCCACUCAUUCCUACAGUGUAUUUUCUUACAGAAGGUAUUGCUAGUAAAGAUAACUUCACAGUCAUCAACCAUAGUAAUACAAUAUUCUCAUUACAUUAUAAAAUCACCUCGAGUACUCUAAGCGAAUAGUUUCAAAACUAACAAUUAAGUAUUCCGAAUCCGAGUUUAAUUUUGUUAAAAACUAACAAUGCAUUUAAAACACAUUAUACGGUUUUUCUGCGUCACGUUGUAUUUCUUACACGGUCAAGGUGCCCCUUCUGAAGCACAAGUUAAUUUAGUUCGAGAGGAAGUCGCGACAAGAGUGGGACAAAAUGAACUAAACUUUGAUGGAAUGGCAACUGUAUUUAACGAGAUAUCAGAGUUGCUCGACUCAUCCGUAAGGCUCGAAAAAAGCGAUGAAUUGAAAAUGGCCUGUUCAUAUACGAAGCCGGAAGUCGAACGCUACGCCCGAUCGAUUGUGGGUUUUGAUCAUCCGGCUGUAUUGGAAAGGAUAGCAUACGUGAUCGAUAUGCACGAUGAAAACCACAACGGAAAAUAUAGCUACAAGCAAAUACGAAAUAUAAUCGCCGCUUUAAAACAAGAAUUUGCCGCAUUGGAAAUAACCGUACAAUUUCCCAGUGAUAAGCAAAUUAAAGAGCGAGUUUACAAAAGCAAAUACAAUGCGAAAGACGUUGAAACACUCAUCUUUAAUAAUUUAUUUACGGAGUAGUUGAUUAACUGUUAUUGAAUUACUACAUGCAUGUAGUAAAACACAUGUUCAAUAUUCAUGUUGGCUUGAUUGAUUAAUAAAUUAUUUUGGCUCUUA